AAUUCGGUUUGAUGUUGUUUCACUUUGGUACAGUUUGUUCUCAGUUUGCAUUUGAUUCGGUUUAAGUUUAAUUAAAACUAAUACGAACACAUAAAUAGACUGAUAAAUCAUCGCCAGUGAAUGUUAUAUAAUGUAAAUAUGUUUGAUCAAAAAAAUAUAAUGUAAAUAUGUAAUAGGAUAUAACUAAAAUUUUAUAAGAUUUCAGGGUUUUUUGUUUGAGUUAGCUGGGUUACAUUAAUUAAAAUCGAAUACAAUAAUAAAGCCAAUCGGUUUAUAAAAAAAACAUUCGGGUCGAUUUUCAUAUGGUCGGGUUUUCUUUUGCUACACUUACUAUCGGUCCACCUGCAUGCUCUAAUAGUAGCAGGUAUCUCUUAUAUAGAGUCACAUCCCCAACUAUGCUAGUCGUGGGUAAAGAGAGUACAAUGGCCGAGAAAAACGCAACGCCACUGCAACCGCCGCAAACGCAGGAGGAUGAGGAGGAGAAGAGGGAGAUGUAUGCUGUAUGGGCUGUACCAGAGGAAGACGUAGAAGAUCGGCUUCGAAGGCUAAUGGAGGGACUAAGGUCGGAGUUCGGUGGUCCACCGUUUGAUCCUCACUUAACGCUCGUCGGACCGCAGAAGCUUACUGCCGGCGAGGCAAAACUGAUGUUUGAGGCGGCGUAUGAAGGUUUUAAGGCGUAUCCGGCCACCGUUGACCAAGUCUCCGCAGGAACUUCCUAUUUUCAGUGUGUCUAUGUGUCUCUCCGGCACACCGUAGAGGUAAUGAAUGCUGCCGGACAUUUUAUGGGCCACUUCAAAGCCUUCUCCGGAAAACUUUACGUGCCACAUAUGAGCAUACUUUACGGCGAUCUAACGGAGGAAGAGAAGAAGAAAGCGCUAGAGAAAGCUUCCACGCUUGAUUCGAGUCUAGACGGUCUGAAUUUUCGGAUAAAUCGAGUUGAGCUAUGGGUAACCGAUGCGGACGUUGGAUCUUGGGUGAAAAUCGACGAACACAAUCUAAUUUCUUAAAUGAAAUUUAUGAGAGAAAAACUAUUAUAGUUUUUGGUCUAUUUUCGAUUUUACUCUUGUGCUUGUUCGGUUUAAUUUAUCGGUUAUAAGGCUUGGUUUAAUGUGGUAUAAUCAUGGUUUGGUUCAUAUUUGUUAUCGGUUUGACCUAAAUGAUGUUUGCAGUUUGCUUUUUUUAUUUGUUGUUGUUGCUUGCUACUGGUUUUGUGAUAAGAUCUAAUGACAAUGUGAAAUUUAUCAA
Messenger RNA from Brassica napus (rape), 1245 nucleotides. Its product is annotated as cyclic phosphodiesterase-like. Lineage: Eukaryota; Viridiplantae; Streptophyta; Magnoliopsida; Brassicales; Brassicaceae. The record is from RefSeq and is a predicted model, not a curated record. The coding region runs from base 303 to 1007 and encodes 234 amino acids. Gene Ontology annotation, molecular function: 2',3'-cyclic-nucleotide 3'-phosphodiesterase activity. Gene Ontology annotation, biological process: cyclic nucleotide metabolic process. The transcript has 3 exons.